AUGUAUCCUACCUCGGGCAGCAGAAGCGAUAACAUUAGUCGCGGUGAGGAGAAUGGCGCUGGUAGCAUUAGUGACGACCAUGCCGUCCACUACCGUGUCCGCCGUGCAACUCUGUCCGAGUCCCCCACAGCCGUAUCUCCCGAUUCGGACGAGGCGAGUAGCCACUCGACUGCGGAGUACGUCGGUGUACACUGCUCUGCACCUCAAAGUCCCGCCUCGGAAAGUGUUACCUCCUUCGACUUCGAACGAGGCUCGGCCAGCGAGCACAAUUCCUCGCCAUCUCCACAACCCUCGCUUUAUUCUUUGACUGAUUCAAUCAAGGAACGAUCUAUCCGCUGGGAGCAUGGCCGUCCAAUUAAUGCCCACUGUGAGCUAUACAAAUUUCCGGUAGACGAGGAAGAAGUCCAUCGGCUCGAUAAACUGCACCGCCUCCUCAAAGCGCUAGCCGGAGAAUACGUGCCACCAUUUUAUGAGGCCCUUGCAGACAACCAUGAUCUCUCCAAUCCGAAAACAUGUCUUGAUCUUGGCUGUGGUUCGGGUACCUGGUUAGUUUCGAUCGCAACCGCAUUUCCUCAUGUUUACUGCACAGGUGUUGAUCUUGUUCCUCUCCCGAGGCCUCGAAUUCCGUCAAACCUUCGAUUCGAGGUUGACGAUAUCAACCUCGGACUAGAGCAUUUUGCGAACCAAUUCGAUGUCGUAAACGUGCGAUUUAUAUCCCCUGGUAUCAAGGACUAUUACCGGUUAAUUAACGACGCGGCUCUCGCACUCCGAACACGCGGACUAGCGGAUUUCACGGAGUUCGAUUGGCGUAUGGCUCGUUCGGGAACAAGUCCCGCUCGCCACAUUCUUAGAACGACUGUUAACUCUGUCCCAACGCCCUUCUGCGCACGCUUCUUUGCUCUGGCGCGUCUGGCUGCGGUAAAGCGAGGUGCUCACGGUGACGCGGCCCCACUAUUACACCUCUGGAUGACUGAACAUCGCUCAUUCGAGGAUGUCGUGUAUCGCGAGCUCUUUAUCCCUUGUGGUGAUUGGCUACGCAACGAAGACGCACGGAGGCAUCCUACCUUCAGCAAUACAUCAGCAGAUGAAUUUGAAAAGCUUCGUUGGGCAGGUAAGGAAGGUGGCGAAUCCUAUCUCAUGUUCAUGUCGGCUGCACGUCCCUUAAUCCUAAGCACGGGUGUACCUGAAGAACUCGUCAAUUCAAUUAUGGCUCAAGCUUCUCAGGAAAUUCAUGAGGCUCGCACUCCGCUGUUUUUAUGCAUACAUACUGUAUACGCGCGGAAAAAAGAAAGGCGACAUUAA
Fomitiporia mediterranea MF3/22 is the source of this 1302-nucleotide messenger RNA. RefSeq lists its product as uncharacterized. NCBI's taxonomy places the organism in Eukaryota, Fungi, Basidiomycota, Agaricomycetes, Hymenochaetales, Hymenochaetaceae. The record is from RefSeq and is a predicted model, not a curated record. The coding region runs from base 1 to 1302 and encodes 433 amino acids. The transcript has 6 exons.